Cercospora beticola is the source of this 1419-nucleotide messenger RNA. RefSeq lists its product as uncharacterized. NCBI's taxonomy places the organism in Eukaryota, Fungi, Ascomycota, Dothideomycetes, Mycosphaerellales, Mycosphaerellaceae. The record is from RefSeq and is a predicted model, not a curated record.
AUGGGGCCGAGGGUCGUGGACGGAUCGUGCUGGCCCUGUCGGAAGCGGAGAUUGAAGUGCGACCUGAGACGUCCCGCGUGCACAAAAUGCUUACUCGCUGGAGGAGCAUGCGACUACUCGCAGAAGCAGCUGCAGUGGGUGGGAGGUGCUGCCUUUCGUGGUCGGCUGAAGUCCAUGGGCGCUCCUCUGGAAGGGCGCGCUUUACACUCGACCAGCGGAUCUCCUGUGGAUGACUCCGAACAACUUUCGACACUUCCAGCAUCUCCUCCGUCACCUUCGCCUUUUCUCCCGCAAUCGUUGGUCCUCUAUUUCAGGAAUGCUGUAUGGCCAAGACUACAGUUGUCGGAGCAACUUAUAUCGCUGGACGAGGAGAUGCUAAUGCACGAGCCUGUUUUGACAGAAGCAAUCCUGGCUGUUUCGCAAGCGCAUCAUCACUUGCUAUAUUCCAACAAAGCGAGUUGUGCAGCGGGCUCUGGUGUUCAAACUCAAGAGCAGGCACGGCAGGUCGCUUUGACGAGAUUCCGCAGUCGCAUCGAGUGUGGUGUAGAAUCGGUCGAUGAAGCUCGUCAAUUGUUUCAGGUCGUCUGCAUGUUCUGUAUCCUCGACGGCAUGAUUGCACCUGAUCUUCAAAACAAUGCUUCGGAGUCGCAUCUCAAGGGAGGCUCGUCAAUCUUGUCCACGUGGAACACCAUUCCAUCGCAGAUGCUUCUGGCAGGUGGCUUGCAGACACAUCUUCUGAGCGUCUUUGCUACAGUCGAUCUGGUCCGCUCCUUGCUAAGUGGCGGUAAACCGUUCUUCGAGCCUACGAUGUGGUCCAUGUUUGCGGGUGUCCAUGCAUGGUGGGGAAAGUUAUCUUGCGGCGAUUCUUUCCUCAAGGUUCUCAAAGUCUACUCGGAGGUUGCAUUCCUUGGAAACAUCGUUCACGACCACUUACCGGAAGACGUCGGAUACCGACUGGCCGAGAGGUGCGUGCCAGAUAUCCUCGUAUCGCUGGUUGGACAGGCAGCACGAUCACAUGGCCCGGACUUCACGCUUCCCGGGCACUGGGAUUCCUUUUGCACAUUGUACGAAACAAGCGCGAUCAUUUAUGUGUAUCGCGCAUUACAAGGUAGAAGCGUAGACGAUGCCGCAGUGCAACUUGUCGUCCGACAAGCCGUUUCGACGCUUCUCGAUCAGCCACUGCCCGGGAUGAUGACCCAUUGUCUGAUAUUCCCUUUACUCGUUGUCGGAUCGCAUUGUCUAUACGCUCAGGAUCGAAAGGCAGUGUCGGAUUCUCUAUCCAAAUCAACUUCGUACCUGGCCUUCGGAAAUUUGGUCCUGAUGGCAGAUUUGCUAAGAGACAUCUGGAGUCGACCGGAGAUCAAACUGAAUUGGUGGGACAUGUUCAAAUCAGUUUCACAAAACGUCUUCCUGUUCUGA